Messenger RNA from Trichoderma asperellum CBS 433.97, 1308 nucleotides. RefSeq lists its product as uncharacterized. Gene Ontology annotation, biological process: biotin biosynthetic process. The record is from RefSeq and is a predicted model, not a curated record. Gene Ontology annotation, molecular function: pyridoxal phosphate binding. NCBI's taxonomy places the organism in Eukaryota, Fungi, Ascomycota, Sordariomycetes, Hypocreales, Hypocreaceae.
AUGGCUCCCAAGCUCGACGAGACACUCGCCUCUAUCCUCUCAUCACGCUUUUCUCAAGGCCGCCUUCGCCGCCUCACAAUUCCUUCUCCCAGCUCUGUCGACUUUUCUUCAAACAGCUAUCUAUCACUUUCGUCCAAUCCAGCUGUCAAAGCUGCCUAUUUGUCCUUCAUCCAACCAUACCUGCAAUCAACAGACUCUGGAGCUGGCUUUGGCCUGGGAUCUGGAGGUUCUCGAUUAUUAGACGGCAACUCAGCAUUCACAGAGGAUCUGGAAGAUCGAAUUGCUAAGUUUCACGGUGCAGAUUCAGGACUGUUAUUUAAUUCUGGAUUCGAAGCCAACACAGGGCUAUUCGCCUGUGUGCCGCAAAAGGGAGAUGUCAUUGUUUACGACGAAUUGAUUCAUGCCAGUGUUCAUGAUGGCAUGAGAUUAAGUAGAGCGCAAAGAAUUCCUUUUGCACAUAACAAAGUCUAUGAAGAUUCCGCAGCAGCAUCAGAAACAGCAAGCGAGAAGGGCAAACGCCAAUGCCUAGACUCCUUAUUGAGAAGCUUAACAGAGGGCGCUGAAGGAGUGGAUGUACGGAAUGGGAAGAAAAACAUCUUCAUAGCAGUUGAGGGAGUGUAUAGUAUGGAUGGAGAUGCAGCACCGCUAAGAGACAUUGCUGAAUGUGUGGAAAAGAGACUACCCCUGGGCAACGGCUACAUCAUUGUCGACGAGGCGCACUCCACAGGAAUAUUUGGCAACCAGGGCAGAGGGCUCGUCUGCCAUCUUGGGCUUGAAGGCAGAAUAUGGGGUCGUGUGCACACCUUUGGUAAAGCUAUGGGAUGCUCCGGAGCCAUUGUGCUAUGUUCUUCGGUAACGAGAUCAUAUCUCAUCAACUAUGCCCGCAGCUUCAUCUAUACAACCGCCAUGGCCUUUCCUUCUCUCGCCAGCAUACGCACAACCUACGAUUUUCUAGCACAGGGUCACGCGGAUCCUCUCCUUCAGCAUCUCCAGUCACUCAUCCUCCAAAUGCAUAACCUCCUCACUAAUACUAUUAAACAACAUCAUCCUUCACCAGAGUUAUUCCGCAUAAACCCUGAGACACCACAAUCGCCGAUUCUACCACUGUUUACGAAUCGAGCAAGGAACUUGGCGCAAUACUGCCAAGAGAGAGGCUUCACUGUGAGACCGAUUGUAGCACCGACAGUUCCAGCUGGACAGGACAGAGUAAGAGUAUGCCUGCAUGCCGGAAACACUGUGGAAGAGGUGGAAGGACUGUGCAAGGCAGUAGAAGAAUGGAUAACGGGUGCCAUAAAGAGCAAGUUAUAG